AUGACGACUCAGUACGAAAAUAUAAUCAUCGGCUCUGGUCAAGCUGGUACGCCGCUAGCCAUCGCAUUCGCCAAAGCAGGACAAAAAACAGCACUGAUUGAACGGGAGCAUAUCGGCGGAAGCUGUAUCAACGAAGGCUGUACACCGACGAAAACAUUAAUCGCAUCAGGUCGCGUCGCCUAUCUAGUUAGCAAGGGACUAGAUUAUGGUAUACACACUCAGACUGAUGAACACAAAGCCGAUGUGAAUCUGGCCGUGGUUGACAUGCUCAAAGUCCGCCAAAGAAAAAGCGACAUUGUCACAUCAUUCCGUGCAGGUAGCGAGACUAAGCUAAAAGAUGCUGGCGUGGAUACACUGGUAGGCGAAGCGACUUUUUUGGACGAGAAAACGAUCCAAUACAAAGAUACUGGUGGCGACGUGAGAACAGUCCAGGGUCAGAGGAUAUUCAUUAAUACCGGAACACGACCUUCGCCACCACUUCUGGAAGGAGUCGCCAUGCUUGAUCAAAAGGUAGUCUUGAAUUCCACGUCUAUUCAAGAGCUCGAUGUGGUCCCCGGUCACCUCGUCGUGGUUGGAGGCGGAUAUAUAGGAGUCGAAUUUGCUCAAUUGUUUCGCCGACUUGGUGCAAAAGUUACCAUUAUUCAGCGUGGAAAACAGUUACUACCACGCGAAGAUGAAGAGAUGGCUCAUAUGCUACGAAAAAUCUUUCAAGAGGAUGGAAUUACAGUCCACUUGAACUCUGAUCCCGUUAGAAUUGCGCCAUCUUCUACCGGAUUCACGCUUGAAUACCGUGCCAAUCACAGCGAUCAACCCAUCGAAGGAACACACAUUCUUUUUGCUACAGGCCGAAUCCCAAAUACAGACAUGUUGAACACGGGCGCCGCAGGGAUCAACACCGAUAACAAAGGAUACAUCACCACAAACGAGUACCUCGAAACAUCGACUCCUGCUAUUUAUGCAAUGGGCGAUGUAAAAGGACCACCAUCAUUCACGCAUAUAUCCUACGAUGACUUCCGUAUUAUUCGCUCCAACAUCCUCCCAUCAUCAUCAUCGCCAACUAAGCUCUCAAUUAAAGACCGUAUAGUCCCAUACGUAGUCUUCACCGAUCCCCAGCUAGCACACGUCGGCCUCCACGAAAAAGAAGCUCGAACAAAGUUCCCAAGCAAGAAGAUCCAGAUAGCGAAAAUGCCAAUGGCAUACAUUGCCCGCGCACUGGAAACGGGUGAGUCGCGGGGAAUGAUGAAAGCUGUUGUCGAUGGUGAUAGCGGUUUGAUUUUGGGCUUUACUUGUUUGGGCAUUGGGGGUGGAGAGAUUAUGAGUACGGUAGAGGUAGCGAUGAUUGGGAAUGUUCCCUAUCAGAAGUUGAGGGAUGCAGUUUUGGCUCAUCCUACUCUUGCCGAGAGUUUGAAUAAUAUUUGGGGAUUUUUGGAGUAG
Messenger RNA from Penicillium longicatenatum, 1434 nucleotides. RefSeq names its product mercuric reductase. The coding region runs from base 1 to 1434 and encodes 477 amino acids. NCBI's taxonomy places the organism in Eukaryota, Fungi, Ascomycota, Eurotiomycetes, Eurotiales, Aspergillaceae. Gene Ontology annotation, molecular function: oxidoreductase activity; flavin adenine dinucleotide binding. The record is from RefSeq and is a predicted model, not a curated record. The transcript has a single exon.